Molecule: messenger RNA, 1503 nt
Organism: Paramecium primaurelia
Lineage: Eukaryota; Ciliophora; Oligohymenophorea; Peniculida; Parameciidae
Source: the annotation of a GenBank genome assembly
AUGAGAGGUGCAAAUUCAAAUUAAGGAUAAUCAUCUUUACCAGAUAGUAAUGAAAUCAAUGAAUAUAUUAAGGAGUACUUAAGAUACUCUAAUUAUUCAAAUACAUUAGAAUGCUAUGAAGCAGAAAUUAAAAGUAAAUAGGUUUCCAAUAAAGUAUAUAAUUAAUAUUGAUAUAUAGAUGUUAAAUAAAUAAUAAGUUAUCAAAUAAACAGGAGAAGAAUUACCUCGUAUAUUUUAAUUGUUAAAAAGUGAUAAUAAUAAAACAAAAAGAGAAAUCAAUUUAGAAAAGGAAUAAAAGUAAUUUAAUAAAAAAUACUAAUAAAUUUUAUAAGCAGGAAGAUAAAUAUUUUCAGUUAGUAUUAAUUUAUUGUAAUUACUGCAUUCAUUAAAGGAAACAGCAAAGAAUGAGAAUCUUAGUGAAACUUUAGAAAAUUAUAAAAUUUAAUUAGGAAAAUAUCAUAAAGUAAUAAUAAAUGAAGGUAAACCAGAAGGAACAGAAUUGAUUACUGAAUAAGUUAUGCAUGAACAUAAAACUAAGUUAUUAAAGAAUUAUUAGGAUAAGCAUGUAGAUGGUAUGAUAGAGGUCUUACUUUCAUUAAGAGUAAAUGCUUUAUAAAUUGCACCUGAAUUAAGAAAAAAUCUUGUUUAUGAAUUAAUUAGAAAUGAUGUAUUUAAUAUUGAAUCUACAGAUAAAUUUGAUUUUGUUGUUCAUUUAUUGGAUAUAAACAAUUAAAGUCUUAGACAUGCAAUAGCAAGUUUAAUAAGUGUAAUAAGUAGUACUUUAAGAGGUGUGGAAUAUUUAACUUAUAAUGGAAAUAUGAUUAUAAUGGAAAAAAUAAUUAAAAUUUUAAAGGAAUAAGAAAACGGCUCCGUAACAUAAAGAUUUUGUUUGGCAAUUUUAUAAAAAGCAAGUAUUAAAGAUACAGUAAUACCAACAUAUGUACAUAAUGAAAUGAUUUAAUGGAUUAUUAACUUAAUUUAAAAAUCAGUAAAUACAAAGAUUCAUGUAUUUUGUCUUGAUUUUGCUUCUGCUACAUUGGCCAAUAUUAUACAUACUCCAUAUACUUUAUAAUAUUUGGAACAUUAACCUAGAUUUGCACAUUAAGUAAUGGAAUAGUUAUUAAAAUUCAUUAAAGAUUAAAUUUAAGUUUCAGUUUUGAUGCAUGUUUUAAUAUGUUUAUCUUAUUUGAGUAAAGAGAAUUUUGCUAAGUAAAUGGAGGAAUGCAGAUUUAUAGAUAGAAUAAGUGAAUUUGUUGAAUAUUAUAGUGUAAUAAAUACAGGUAAAUUUAUAUUGUUACUAUUAAAUAAGAGAAUGAAGCAGCAGAGAUAGAUAAAAAAACAGUAUUAGACUUAUGUGCCCAUAUGUUUCAUCCAAAAGACACUUCACUUGACAAUUCUGAAACUUUGGAAUUAAAUGAGUUAAAAACUGAAGAUAGGAUUAGAGAAUAUGAAAAUGAAUAAGGAGAAUUAAUAUUUGAGUGUUUCCAAGAUGAAGUAAGUUGA